AUGUUCUCUUAUUCAGGGCUUGCUUGUAGAAUUUGUCAUGAAGAUGGAAUAAAAGAAGAAUUGAUCUCGCCUUGUGCCUGUGCCGGUAGUGUUGGUUUAGCUCAUGCAAAAUGCAUUGAGCAAUGGUUAUCAUCAUCAAACACUACAAACUGUGAAAUUUGUAAAUAUCAGUACAAUAUAUCAAUAAAAUCUAAAUCCUUUUUACAGUGGUUAAAAAAUAAAAAUCCCCUCAAUGGACCCUCAGGUUUUUACGGUGACGUUUUUUGUUUCGUUCUUCUAACACCUCUUUGCAUCGGAUCAGUAUACCUGUGCGCCGUAGGUGCUCAUGCAUACAUAAAACAUGGCCUUUGGGAAGGUACUGGUUUGGCCAUGUUGUGUUGUUUUCUUACCGCCGUUUAUAUCUUAUGGUGUUUCGUAGCAUUCAGAUUUCAUUGGAAACGUUUUCGAAGUUGGCAAGCUACAAAUAAAACGGUUCGAUUAUUACCUAAACAUGCAUCUGCAUAA
Pediculus humanus corporis (human body louse) is the source of this 504-nucleotide messenger RNA. Its product is annotated as membrane-associated RING finger protein, putative. Gene Ontology annotation, biological process: protein ubiquitination. Gene Ontology annotation, molecular function: zinc ion binding; ubiquitin-protein transferase activity. The record is from RefSeq and is a predicted model, not a curated record. Lineage: Eukaryota; Metazoa; Arthropoda; Insecta; Psocodea; Pediculidae. The coding region runs from base 1 to 504 and encodes 167 amino acids. The transcript has 4 exons.